UCCAAACGUCGCUGUCGUUUCGCAGCUCGACAAAGAGAAAGAAGAGGGCCAUCAUGGCUUCCCCGUGUUCAUAGUCGCCCGACGGAAGAUGCCAGAACACAGAAGUCACGACCACUGCCGAGAGAUGAGUUGAGUGCGCCCGAAGCCCGUGCCUGGAGGCAGGCGCAGCGCUACAGGAGAGAUGAGCGUCUGCAAGGAAGGCUACCAGCAGCCGAGGCCUUACAGCCGCAAGAAUCAACAUCGCAAGUUCCUGCGUCAUUUCCCGAUCAUCUUUGUGUUUCUCAUCCUUGUGACGGCUGCCGGAUGCAUCUAUCGCAGCCCCCAGUUGAGACCCAUACAACGAGUGAAUGCGGGGCGCGUAAACGCGUUGAACGCUGCCCGCCCAGUCGCAGCGGCGGCAUCACCUGCAGUAACCGCGAAGAGUCGAGCUGACAGCGCAAAGGAAGGUCCCCCUCCGAGCGCUGCACUGCCCAGGAAUUCCGAAGAGCCGCGUGCGAGCCCUGAUGCAACGCCGGAGCAUGCGCCCGCAACGACUGUGCCAACGACCGGUCGCGUGGAUCUCGAGUGGUUGGAGCGCAAGAUACCGUUCCCACUGGACCCGCCCGGCGCAGUCGACCCGAGCGCCGACGGACGCCUGGUGCGCCACCUGUGCAACACGGGCAAAGCCGAGCACCUCAUUUUUGUGCACACGGAUCCAACGCACACACGCGAACGGAAGCUGUUCCGCUCCACCGUGGGUCACCCGCGCAUUGCGUCGCUCUUCAAAUGGACCAUGCUCUUCCUAGUCGGUACGCGGCCGGACGUAAAUGUAACCGACGAAGCUACGCAGUUUGGCGACAUUGUGCAGCUGCCGUUCAUGGACCACUACCGAAAUCUCUCGCUCAAGUUCCUCUACGGCAUGCGCUGGGUCAUGCUCAACUGCCCCUCGGUGCGCAGUCUGGUGAAGAUUGACGACGACGUCUUUAUACACCCGGAGCUGCUGGACGCAUACCUGCGCACUCGCAUCACUGCUAACGACCGGCGGCUGCACUGCUCCACUUUCCGUGGCAACGCCGUCAUUCGGAACCCACAUAGCCGUCACUACCUGAGCCGUACCGACUAUCCCAAAAAAUAUUUCCCCAUGCACUGCCACGGCUGGUUCGUGGUCAUUCCGGCGCCCAUCAUGUGGGACCUGUACGUCGCCGCGUUCCGCGUCCCUUUCCACGCCAUCGACGAUGCCUACGUGACGGGCGAUCUGGCCAAGACGGCUUCGCUGGGCCAUGCCGACAUCUCGGCCGUGCUGUCGGCCGAUGAGGACAGGCUUCUCGAAUUGCUGCGCGGCGAGUACAUGUGUGCCUUGUUCACAGGCAGGACCAAGUUGAACAUACGUGUCACACUCUGGAAGACGCUCACCUUCAUCAAGAAAAGGCAGGAUCUGGAUCUGGCCAUGCAGAACACGCUCAAGGCCUUUAAGCAGCCAGUGUCGCAGUGAGCGCCCGAGUGCCGACAAACGCAGCCGAUCAGCAUCGCGAGUGGGCUUUGUAAACGGUUGAGCUGUUUAGUGACAAGUGCUUUGAUGGCUGCGGCAGAGAACACGGCGAAGGGACAGGUGUGAGGGGUGCAUUGUAGACUAGCAAUGGGUGUUAGUUAAAGCGGCGACGUAUCCACGUGAGUGCGUAGACAUGGCAGACAAAUGAAGCAGCUUUUAUAUGACAGUAGACAGCGAAGCUAACGUUUCCACCUCAAGCUAACUAUGGGCUUCGAAGGAAUGAGUUUGACUACUCAUCGUCUACUGAAAUAUUUGCUCAUUUGAGUGCUUUGUCACCGUGCGUGUGCGUGUUCAUUCGUGUCAAACAGCGUCUUUUGGCCUUCUAAUUGCGUGUGCCUAGGGACGUGUGUCUUGCUUGUGUGUCUAAGUAACUAAGCGGGUAAGCAGUUAUUUCCUUUGGGAAAAGAAACCCGUGGCUUCCAAGUUUGGUUUCGACAACAGCAAGUGGACCAUUUACGUGAACUUGUCUGUGCUGGGGCGGUUAGUCCUUGUGACUUUUAAUAGGAAAUAAUUUCCGUUCUAUAGUUCAGACACAAACGUGCAAACUGACUCGCAAUCGGAAAGUUAGUGUCGCACUUUGUCAAUAAGGAGGAGCUGUGCUCAAGUCCAAUUCCCUUUCUCCCUUCUGUAACAGGUGUCGGACGAUCCCACGUAGCACCUUUCCCCAGCAGUGCAAUGGAAGGUCUUCAGUAAGCGCACAUUGUCCACAUAAAUGUUAAGAUCGCCAAGCAAAUACCUGAACAGGUCUCAUCUCUAACAUUUCAAAUCCUUUGGAAGUCGGAAAAUACGCACGUGGCACCAUUUUCGUUGAGCUGUGUGUUUACUGUCUAUCCUAUGCUGCGAACUGCUCUUGUUGGCUUCGGACGUUGUGUUAUGCGGUUGUCUUUCUAAGUGCCAGUUGAAGGAAUGAAACAAACCCUUAGUCAUUAUCUCUUACAGUCAUCUUCCCUUUGUAACCAGUGCAUGCUAUACACCAUGAAGUUCAAACUGCCGUUAUUGGCUUUCAUAAGCCACUGUGUGUCGGUACUAUUACUUUGUUACUAUAAACAUGUCAUCCCCUGUUGUUUUCUAGAGCGAGUGAAUGAUUCGCAGAGUUGUGAUUUACAAAACUGUAUAUUUAUUUCAAGUGUCCCUGUGCUCUUCACCGCUGCUCAAGUCUCCUUGUGUCUUGGACAUCUGACUUUUGAGCGCAAUUAAGACGUGAACGUUUUGAAGUGAUUCUCAUUUCAUUUUCGCCACCAUGAUCAAUAAUGUAGUUAGCUGUGGACUUUUUGCUCGAAGACUCAUUAGCUUUGAAAAGUAGGGUAGUGUUCAAUGACUGUUUCAGGCAUGAGGCCCAUAAAAGGCCAUUGGGGCG
Messenger RNA from Dermacentor silvarum, 2885 nucleotides. RefSeq names its product acetylgalactosaminyl-O-glycosyl-glycoprotein beta-1,3-N-acetylglucosaminyltransferase. Gene Ontology annotation, cellular component: membrane. The coding region runs from base 182 to 1471 and encodes 429 amino acids. Gene Ontology annotation, molecular function: hexosyltransferase activity. Lineage: Eukaryota; Metazoa; Arthropoda; Arachnida; Ixodida; Ixodidae. The record is from RefSeq and is a predicted model, not a curated record. The transcript is spliced from 2 exons.